AUGUCUACAAGAAGCGGUUCGAUUACUAUAGAAGCUCUACAGUCGAUUUUAGAUCGAAAGUUGAAGCCAUUAACAGACAAACUUGAAGGUCUCACGGCAUCGGUGCAGUUCAUAAGUGAUAAAUAUGAUGAAAUAACCAAAGAAAUGGAGCGUUUACAACUCAAAACUGAUACUGUUGUUGAAGAAAAUAAGCAACUGAAAGCAGAGGUUUUCAACUUGAAAAAUGAACUAGAAAUACAAAAAGGAAUUACUAACAAUCUUGAGCAGUAUACACAAAGGGAUUGUCUUGAAAUCGCUGGCAUCCCCAAGAUAGAAGGUGAAGAUGCUAAUGACUUGGUGAUAAAAGUUGGUCAAUUAGCUGGAGUCAAGAUAGAGAGAAAGGAUAUCUCA
Molecule: messenger RNA, 390 nt
Organism: Paramuricea clavata
Lineage: Eukaryota; Metazoa; Cnidaria; Anthozoa; Malacalcyonacea; Plexauridae
Source: the annotation of a GenBank genome assembly